AUGGCCGUCAUAGAAGAGUGCUAUGAACGCCUACCCGUCAUUCCUCCGCUCGCGCUGUUUGGCAUUCUGGCUGUUGCGGGAUAUCUAUAUGCCUGGCUCGACUUGCGCUGGAAGAACAAGGCGCCAUUAGUAGGCCUUAAAACAUCGUUCGAUCUCCGGGUAGUUGCCAAUUGGCAUGUCUUCAUGAACCUGGGUGCAAUUCUUGACGAUGGAUAUGCAAGGUUCAAAAACCAAAUCUUCCGGUUUGCACGCAAUGAUUGCGACAUGAUGAUUGUGUCAAAUAAGUACAUAGAGGAGAUCCGCGCUUUGCCCAUGAACGUCGCAAACCCUAAGGCGGCGCAUGUCCACAAUCUACUCGGUCCAUAUACGAAUAUGGACCUGAUUAUGAGCGGUGAUCUGCAUUUCCGCUCUAUCCAGACAAAGUUGACGCCCAACUUGGCAAGCCUCGCUGCGCCAAUGCGGGACGAGCUGAAGUAUGCCGUGAAAAUGGAAUUGCCUGACUGUCACGAUCAGUGGGCCACGAUCAAACCGUACCAUGUCAUUUUACACAUGGUGGCGCGCAUCAGCGCGCGUGUCUUUGUUGGAUUACCGAUUGCUCGUAAUGAGGAAUGGCUAGAGAUUUCAACGCAAUUUACCGAAAAUGUUUUCGUUACUCUGCUUGCGAUGCGGGUCUUCCCUACCUGGAUGCACCCAUUCAUUGCGCCCUUUAUCCCAACACGGUGGAAGCUACACAACUAUGUUAAGCGCGCUCAGAAACUCCUGGUCCCGGAGAUUCGACGGCGCCAAGCGGCAUACUAUUCCGGACAAGGCGAGAAGGAAUCACGCAGCCUGUUGCAAUGGAUGAUUGAGUCUGCCAACACAGCCGAAGAGCAAGAUCCCAAUUUUCUCGCUCAUUUGGAGACCAUCAUCUCGCUUGCAAGCAUCCACACUUCGCAGAUGAACGCCGUGCAUGUGAUGUAUGAUCUUGCGGCACACCCAGAGUAUCUGGAACCCUUGCGCCAGGAGAUCCGGGCCGUGGCUGCAGAACCCGGUGGCUGGAACAAGUCUUCAUACGGCAAACUGCGCAAGCUGGACAGCUUCUUGCGUGAGAGUCAGCGCUUCAAUCCGCCCAGCAUAUUGGCCUACCACCGCAUUAUGCAAGACACCGCUAUUCUGUCCGAUGGUACAGUCCUACCACGUGGUUCCCACAUUGCCAUGGCCGUGAACAAGAUCCAGAAUGACCCGGAUGUCACCCCCGAGCCGGACAAGUUCGAUCCCUUCCGCUACGAGCGCAUGCGCUCACGCGCCGGCGAAGGUCAUCUGCAUCAGUUUGCCACGGCAGAGCCGAACAAGCUGAACUUCGGAUACGGCAAAUACGCUUGCCCAGGCCGAUUCUUUGCCGCGCUCGAGAUCAAGACCAUUCUUGUCGAGCUGAUAAUGAACUAUGAUGUCAAGUUGCUCGAUGGAUGUGACCGGCCAGAGAACCUGCGAGCAUAUGAGUUUAUAUUCCCCAAUCCAGAUGUUGAAGUGCAGAUCCGUGCGCGGCCUGUGGAGGAGCAGAUGCAACUGGAUGUUACGGAGUAA
Molecule: messenger RNA, 1563 nt
Organism: Penicillium lagena
Lineage: Eukaryota; Fungi; Ascomycota; Eurotiomycetes; Eurotiales; Aspergillaceae
Product: cytochrome P450
Exons: 3
Coding region: 1-1563 (520 amino acids)
Molecular function (GO): heme binding; oxidoreductase activity, acting on paired donors, with incorporation or reduction of molecular oxygen; iron ion binding
Source: RefSeq, a predicted model, not a curated record